Molecule: messenger RNA, 1393 nt
Organism: Aphis gossypii (cotton aphid)
Lineage: Eukaryota; Metazoa; Arthropoda; Insecta; Hemiptera; Aphididae
Product: SAC3 domain-containing protein 1-like
Exons: 8
Coding region: 396-1343 (315 amino acids)
Biological process (GO): centrosome duplication; spindle assembly
Cellular component (GO): nucleus; spindle; centrosome
Source: RefSeq, a predicted model, not a curated record
AACCCAUCUAACUUGUUUACAAAAGUAUAAUUAGUAUAAACCACAAAAACACUAUCAAAUUUUCUAUAGAGUACCUAAUUAUUAUCAAGAAAUUUAUGAAUAUUUGAAUUUAUUAUAUAAUUCAUAUACUGUUUAUAGUCUAUAUUAUGACCGUAUCACCGUCACGGUGGUCGGUGACAAUUUUCUAUUCGCACAGUCGCUGAGAAUCACGAUUUCCUAUUGCUGCGAGUAUAACAUUAAAAUUGGUAAUAACUAAUAAGGAUUUGGGUACUGAAUAUCGGGUUACUUACUUCGACAUUUAGCUGUAAUAACAAUUUGGAAUCAAUCAUCACUCAUCAGUAUUUUAUAUUUUGUUGGAUUAAUGAUGUAAUACUUUAAUAGUGAAAGGAAUAUGCAUGGAAAUGUGUCCAAAAGAGGAAACAAUUAUGAGAAAAUCUAAGAAACUUGUACACCAGUUAGAAUGUGACCCACAUAAAAUGGUUAAAUGUUUUAGCCGUUCAGCUGCUGGUAAUUUAUUAAGCAAACCUCAUAUUUUAAGGCCGCCAUCAGUUCUUAAGAAUACUAUAUCAUAUCUCUUAAAUGAAAUUCUCACAAUUACUAAUAUACCGUUCAGUAUUAUUUAUGAUUUUAUUGAUGACCGUUUAAAUUCUAUAAAACAAGAUGCCACUAUACAAGAAGUGUCUAACCAAGAAUGGAUGGCUAUUUUACCACCUAUUAUUCGGUUUCAUGCAUUUGCAGCCUACAAAUGUUACGAAUAUGAUGUUAACACAUUUGAUCCAUUUUUAAAUUUGAAGCAUUUUCAUGAAAGCAUUUUUAAAAUUGUUAGAAUAUUUUUAGAAGACUCUGACGAAUCAACAGAUGAACUUUGUUUUGAGAUGGUAUCUCUCCUAAUUGUUACUAAUUUAGGUGAUUAUAAUGUUCUUCAACAAGCUUUGCCGUUUAUCACAAAGAAAAGUACAUUGAUAAAAAAGGCAGUGUUAUUAUCAUUGAGUAUUAUGAAUGGUAAUUUUGGACACUUAUUUGAAAUAUACAAUACACUUCCAGCAAUACAUCAGUGUGUUAUUAGUGUACAAUUACCAAUGCUUAGAAGGAACAUAUUAAAAUCAAUGUGUAUGGGUUUUAAUUGCAAAAAUAAUUACUUUCCAAUUUCAAUCUUAACUAAAAUUUUGCUGCACAAUAAAGUUCAAGAAACCAUUAAAGAGUGCCAACAUUACCAUUUAACUGUGAAUGGUGAUAAAGUGGAAUUAUCUAAGUCUUUAUUUAAUAAUGAAGUUGAUGAGUUACAUCUGAAAAAAGAGAUCAAAUUCAAUGUUAAUGUAUCAAAGAUAGUUCUUAAUAUUUAAAAACAUGAUAUUUUAAAUGUUUGUUUAAUUAUAUGAUAUUUAAUGAAUUA